This is a messenger RNA of Monoraphidium neglectum, 792 nucleotides long. RefSeq lists its product as hypothetical. Gene Ontology annotation, cellular component: membrane. Gene Ontology annotation, molecular function: CDP-diacylglycerol diphosphatase activity. Bases 1 to 792 code for a protein of 263 amino acids. Gene Ontology annotation, biological process: phospholipid biosynthetic process. NCBI's taxonomy places the organism in Eukaryota, Viridiplantae, Chlorophyta, Chlorophyceae, Sphaeropleales, Selenastraceae. The transcript is spliced from 3 exons. The record is from RefSeq and is a predicted model, not a curated record.
AUGCCCGUCAACAAGGCCUGCGUCGCCAUCAUCAAGGGCGACAAGAUGGGCUGCCUGAUGUGGCAGGCCGUCGAGGAGGGCUGCCCCGGCACCGCCCAGGACAAGCCGACCUGCAAGGCCGGAUACGUAUACCUCGGGGACAACUCGAACGACGCGAAGCACGUCAUCCUGGUGGCCACCAGCCCCGUGAGGGGCCUGGAGGACGUCCACACGCCCGCCGUGCAGAAGGCCACCGGGCACCUGUUCGCCUCGUUCUGGGCCGACUCGCUGCCGGCCGUGAGGAAGACAGGCAGGAACUACGACCGCGGCUUCGAUGACGUCACCACUGCGGCCCUGGCGAUCAACCCGCCCUACUUCCGCGAGUUCCACCAGAUGCACAUCCACUCUGGCAGGCGCCUGCCCGGCAUCGACAAGUGCAUCAGCAGCUGGGCACCCGGCCCGUUGGGCGUCUGGCAGAAGCCCUUCCUCUGCAGCGGCCUGCACCCCAGCCAGCCGCAGAACCAGGACGACGCCGUACUUUUCCGCACCACGGUCAGCAGCCUCGACGACAUCUGGACCCUCUACAACAGCGGCAUCGCCACGCCAGAGAUGGCCAACACGCUCGCCGCCGCCGGUGGCAUCCCCCCAAACAAAGCUGCCUACCACGUCGGCAUGCUGGUGACGCAGCCGCCCGCGUGGCACAAGAAGAAGGAGUUCCUGGUGGUCCUCUUUGCCCCCAGCACCAAGGCCGCCAAAAACCCUGACCUGGGCAAGCUCGGCCGCGGCCAGUUCAUGACCAACAACGUGCAUUGA